Colius striatus (speckled mousebird) is the source of this 1297-nucleotide messenger RNA. RefSeq names its product oligosaccharyltransferase complex non-catalytic subunit (gene OSTC). The coding region runs from base 215 to 664 and encodes 149 amino acids. The record is from RefSeq and is a predicted model, not a curated record. Gene Ontology annotation, cellular component: oligosaccharyltransferase complex. The transcript is spliced from 5 exons. Lineage: Eukaryota; Metazoa; Chordata; Aves; Coliiformes; Coliidae.
CUCGGGGGCGGGGCGCUCCGCCCUGGCCCCGCCCCGGAGCCUCGCGGUACCCGGCACCGACACGUCAGGGCUGCGGGGUCCUGACAGGACGCGGCGGGCAGUUUCCGUUUCCGCCUUCGUGUCCGGUGUCGAAGGGCGGUCGCGUCGCGGCGAGUCGGGCUGGAGCGACGGUGUCGCGGCUCUCCGUUGGGCCAGGCCGGGCCGCGCCGCCGCCAUGGAGACGCUGUACCGCCUGCCCUUCGCCGUGCUUGAGUGCCCCAACAUCAAGCUGAAGCGGCCGAGCUGGGUGCACAUGCCCUCGGCCAUGACGGUUUACGCGCUGGUGGUGGUGUCAUACUUCCUCAUCACCGGAGGGAUUAUCUAUGAUGUGAUCGUGGAACCUCCCAGCGUGGGGUCAAUGACAGACGAACACGGGCAUCAGAGGCCGGUGGCCUUCUUGGCAUACAGGGUAAAUGGGCAGUAUAUUAUGGAAGGUCUUGCAUCUAGCUUCCUCUUCACAAUGGGUGGCCUAGGAUUCAUUAUUCUCGAUCGGUCCAAUGCACCCAACAUCCCCAAGCUGAAUAGGUUUCUUUUGCUCUUUAUUGGAUUUGUCAGUGUGCUUUUGAGCUUCUUCAUGGCCAGAGUUUUUAUGAGGAUGAAGUUACCGGGCUACUUGAUGGGUUAGUACCUCUUGUGAUGUAUGAAAGCCCGAUCUGAAUUUACUCCUCUUCAUCAAAGGUUUAAGAAGCAGCAGCAAGAAACAAAUUCCAUAGUCACCAUCAACAGGAAAGAGCCUUGGCCAUGAGAAACAACUAGGGAAAGAGAACUUUCUCUGCAAACAAACUCUCACCGCCAGUGUCUGAUUUUUAGUUUUGAAGCAGUGUUUUGUCAGUUCUGUUUUAGAGAUUUUGAAAAAAGCAAGUUACCUCAUUGGGUUUUUCUUUUGUAUCCCAAAGCUGUAUAAAACAGAGAACCUGUCUUUAGCACUACCUGGAGUGAGUAUUAGCCAUUGACUUGAUAGUUCUUUGUUGCAGGUCUGUCUCUUCUUCCCUGUGUGGGACAAUUACACGUGUGAAUCGGAGAAAAAACACCUGAAAUAUGCUUUUCCAAGCUGUAAUUAAAAAAUUAGUAACUUUGGAUGCUUUACAUUCAAAAUACCAUGUGUCUAAUAUGAUUUCAAAGGCAUCUUUUGCCUUGAUAUUCAUGUCUCUGUGUGAGCAAAUCCAGACAUGCACUGGGAAAGGCAAACUGUAUGAAUGUGUAUUUCUCUUUGAAUAAGUGUAUGAAAGGAGCCAAAUAAAACUUAUUUUCUACAAAA